Symbiodinium sp. CCMP2592 is the source of this 2040-nucleotide messenger RNA. NCBI's taxonomy places the organism in Eukaryota, Dinophyceae, Suessiales, Symbiodiniaceae. The record is from the annotation of a GenBank genome assembly.
AUGGGUGGAGUGCAUUGCCUCUCCAGGGGCGAUUGUGAUCGGGCGGAGGCCAAUGACGCCGUCCGAUGCCAGUGCAAGACUGCGCGUGGGCCGCUGACCUCCCAUUGCCCAGUCAUGUAUGAGGAGGAGGUUCAGCUGGAAGCGGACGGCGAAGAGUGCUCCUGCUUGUACUGGAGUCUCGUGGACGAUGCGAAGCUGCUCAAGGCCGAGCGCCUCUUGGCGCUCCACGACGGCAUCCUGGACUGUGCCAAACUGGUGGCCGCGCGGAUGGUGGAAGCAGCCGCAACCCAUGGGCUUCUUGUGUGCAGUGCCUCGAUAGCAAAGGAGGAGCACUUCGACAGGGGGCACAUGUCUCUCGAGGAUAUCAUCGUCCGAUUGGGGCAGCUGAUAUGCCGUUGGGCCAUCAGUCAGGAGCCACCCUACGCGCUGCACAUCGGUGUGCACAGUGGCAUUGUCCGGAAGCUAGUUCUCCGAAGCGGCGGAGAGGCCGUCUACGGUGAGGCCGUCUCGGAGGCGAAGCGUUUAGCGGAUUUGGCUCCACAGGACUCUUGCGUCCAGAUCCUGAAGUCGACGAAGGACAAGCUGAAUGUCUUGGAGCGCUUACCGUUUACUUGCUCAAGAGUGAAUGACUGCUACUAUUUGGAGCCUUCUGCGGAACUCCCAGAAGAGGCUCCGCCUUCUGCGGGCUACGAGUCUUUGUCACCGACAAGUGGUGGGAAGCAUUGCACCGCGGAGUUCAGGCAAAUGCUGGUCGAUCACGGUAUCGACAUCUCCAAGUUUGGCAAGGGCCAGGCUAAAACCCUGGACGAGCUGUACCGCAAUGUAGAGGUUGAGAAGAAGUCGUACUUCGUCAAGAAGAACGACUCUUUGGAGAGACGGAUGGAGCUGGUCAACAUCAGCCUUACUGUCACUGGCCAAGACGGGCACGACAUGGAGUUGAGGCUGAACUGCGAGGUUCUGAAGGACAGCACCCUGGUCAGGAGAAACCAGAGGCCCUCCUCGUUCAUUGAGGAAGGAUCUGGCUGGAAGUCGGCCGUGGAUGCCUUCUUUGCGUCCCGGCUCGGCUUACCUGCCGAGAUUCGACAGGAGCUGUUGGCUCAGGACAACGUGGUCACAGACAAGGUCGAGCGAAUCAAGUCGAUGUUUUUCCCCGGCGUGGAGACAAUGUACACGACGUACGAUACUUGCAUCCACAUACCGGAUCCCACACGACCUUCGCUUCGAGCUAUCGGCCUGCCAGAUAUGACUAGCUUCGAUACUGAAGCCAUCCCUGUGGCGAACCUUCCCAAGGCCAACUGGUCCUGGCGCCGGCGAGGCGAGGAGCUGAGCAACGAAGAGGCUUUGGAGCGGCUGCUGCAGGAGCACGGUAUCGACACCAACGAUUAUCCGCCUGGCGCGACCGCUGAGCUUUGCGACGAGCUCUAUGAGUCGCGAUAUGCCACGCUGAAUAUUCGAGCUGGCCACCUCGUUCGCAACAUCCAGAUCAUCAAGGUUUGGCUGUGCGCGACCAUCCUCAGUGUGGAUUAUGUCCUUCGCUCCAAAGGCAAGAUGCAGUUUGGAAAGCGAGAGCGCAACCACAAGGAAGGUCCUGUGACGAUGCGCAUGCGGUCCGACCAGGACUGGAAGGCCGCGGCUCUGGCGUGCCUUUACGGCAAGCUUGGCAUGGAUGAAGCUUUUGUAAAGUCGCAUCUGGUCAUCGUGGAUUCCUCAUAUCGGUUGGAUGAGGAGGUGGAGUAUUCCAGGUCAUAUCCUGGGCUCAAGACCGUGUACAAUAUCCAUACCGUCAAAUGCCGGGUCAAAGAUGUGGACAACCCGGAGAUGUCUUUUAUUGGGCUGCCAGAAGGUAACGACUUUGCGGUCACUCGGGUUAGACAAAGUCUGCGACCCUCGAAAACUGGCCGAGAGGGCGUUGUGUCGACGCUCUGGUUUUGGAAGCCUAGGAAUCAGCUCACUGAAACCGGUGACCUGUUGUAUUUCCAGCCCUGGCCUCGGGGAGGAACGAGAGGAUGCGAGAGUUCCGAAGUGCAUCUCUGCGUGUGA